Eutrema salsugineum is the source of this 685-nucleotide messenger RNA. RefSeq lists its product as uncharacterized. Lineage: Eukaryota; Viridiplantae; Streptophyta; Magnoliopsida; Brassicales; Brassicaceae. The record is from RefSeq and is a predicted model, not a curated record.
AGAGGAAGUGGAAGCGCAACGUUCGGUCUCUCACUCUUCCCUUUCGAUCUUUGCGAGUUGGGACUUUGCGAGGAGAAAAUGGAGUCGGAGGAUGAAGAAGGCACUCAUCUCAGAGGCAUAUUAUGUCUGAAAACCAGACAAGACAUGAAGAGAAUCGAGGAAACAGAGGACUGUUUCAUUCUCGAUUUCGAUCCUUUUGAUUUCUUCGACGCUAAAAGGCUCUCCUUUUCCGGUGAUGAUAACGAGGGAGAUAAAGAUUUAGCCAUUAUCCAUGAAACAGGCCAGGUAGCUUGUAGAGAUUACCCACAUCCAAGACAUCUUUGCUUGAAUUUUCCCUUUGGAUCUACUCCUAAUCCAACCCAUUGUCAUCUGUGUUACUGUUAUGUCUGCGAUAAGCCUGCUCCUUGUGAACAGUGGGCUGUUUCAUCUUCGCAUUGCAAUGCUUGGGACUCUACUUUGUGGAAAUUGAUGAAGACAAACCAUAUCUGAUUACAUUUUUAAGGACUAGAGCUCUUCUUAUUGUAGUUAGUUUCUUCAUCUAUGACUAGACUAAUAGAUUGAUUUUUAGAUUUUGGAGAAGUAAAUGUGUUUGGGUUUUCAUUUAAUGACAUUUCCUCAAUGUGAUUUUGUUAAUGCCUUUGAAGUUGUGUUGCAACGAAAGUAAGCAUGAGCUUCUUGACAAGUA